Esox lucius (northern pike) is the source of this 1407-nucleotide messenger RNA. RefSeq names its product collagen alpha-3(VI) chain-like. NCBI's taxonomy places the organism in Eukaryota, Metazoa, Chordata, Actinopteri, Esociformes, Esocidae. The transcript is spliced from 2 exons. The record is from RefSeq and is a predicted model, not a curated record. The coding region runs from base 268 to 1407 and encodes 379 amino acids.
CAUUCAUAUCUUUCACCUAAAUUAUUUCCCAUAAAAUACCUAAAGCACGCAAGCACACUUUCUCUUGAUCUUUGAAUAACUGUUUUACAUGAUGGAGUAAAUAAAAUAAAACUGUAAUAUGAUAGAAGCAGAAUGGUCCUUGUAUUUUCAACAUGAAACAUUGAGAUAAUUUUACCCUGAAAUUCCAUAGUUGAGAAAUGGGCUUCCAGGAAAGACAUUGUAUUCGUGUUGGAUGGAUCUGAUGGAACGAGGAGUGGAUUCCCAGCAAUGCGUGACUUUGUUGAAGGAAUACUUGAGAAAAUUAAACUGGAGAAGGACAGAGAUAGAGUCUCUGUGGUCCAAUACAGCAGGGAACCUGGUGUCCACUUCUAUUUCAACACAUACAGAGCAAAGAAAGAUAUUGUUAAUACCGUAAGAGGUCUAAAGCACAAAGGAGGUAGACCCCUUAACACUGGAGCAGCGCUACAGUAUGUGAUAGACAAUGUCUUUACUGCCUCUUCUGGAUGUAGGCGCCUUGAAGGUGUUCCACAGCUACUGAUUCUUUUGAGUGGUGGAAGGUCCUUUGACAAUGUUGACACUCCAGCUGCUGCUCUGAAGGAGCUUGGUGUCAAGGUGUUUGCAAUUGGAACAAGGAGCUCUGAUAGCAGAGAAAUGCAGAGGAUAUCACAAGAUCCCAGUCACGCAAUGUCUGUCUCGGAUUUCACAGACCUUCCGAGCAUCCAGCAGCAACUGCUAUCCUCUGUGGAAACAGUAGUUGUUGGAGUUAUUACAGAAACCCCAACAAUUUUAGUUGAUCUUGAAACCGCCAGAAAGGAUGUGGUUUUCCUUCUGGAUGGUUCUGAUGGCACUAGGAGUGGUUUCCCAGCAAUGCGUGACUUUGUUCAAAGAGUAGUUGAGAAACUCACUGUGGAAGAGAACAGAGAUAGAGUUUCUGUGGUCCAGUACAGCAGAGAACCAGAGGCCAACUUCUAUUUGAACACUUACACAACAAAGGAAAACGUUGUUGACGCCGUAACAGGCCUGAGGCACAAGGGAGGAAGACCCCUUAACACCGGGGCAGCCCUCCAGUAUGUCAGAGACAACGUCUUUACUGCCUCCUCUGGAAGUAGGCGCCUUGAUGGUGUUCCACAGCUACUGAUUCUGUUGAGUGGUGGAAGGUCCUUUGACAAUGUUGACACUCCAGCCGCUGCUCUGAAGGAGCUUGGUGUCAGGGUGUUUGGAAUUGGAACAAGGAGCUCCGAUAAGCGAGAAAUGCAAAGAAUAUCACAAGAUCCUAGUUAUGCACUAUCUGUCUCAGAGUUCACUGACCUUCCGAGCAUCCAGCAGCAACUCCUGUCCUCUGUGGAAGCAGUAGUUGUUGAAGUUACUUCAGAAUCCCCAACAGUUUUAGGUAUGUUUCUUUGCUGA